AUGGCUGACGAUUUUGACAACCCGCGCGAUAUCGAGCUCAGCUCCCUCUACGCUAUAUAUCCUGAGAUACAGCAGCUGCGCCCGGACGAUGCUUACACCGUCACCCUCGACAUUCCCGUUACCCCAUCCAAGCCCGUGACUGUCUUCUUCCCCGCCGCCGCCCCCGACGAUGCGUUGCCCCUGGGCGCCAACGGCGGCCCAGCUGGUGUCGCCGCGGCGGGCGCAACUGAGCCGAACCACGUGGAUUCUCACGAGGUAGCGCAUCUGCCCUCGAUACGCCUCGAGAUAACCUUUGGACACCGAUACCCGGCAGAGCAACCGCCGCAAAUCGCUAUCUCAACCAACCCGCCGUGGCUCCCCGCCGAGACGGUCGAGCAGCUGGAAAAUGACGGGCCCCGAUUAUGGGAGGAAAUGGGCCGAGAUAUGGUUGGCUUUACAUACAUCGACCACGUGCAGCAGGCCGCCGAGAACGUGUUUGGUCUCGUUGAUGAGAAGGGCACCUUGGAGGUCGACCCGCGGCACAAGAUCGCCAUUUUGGAUUAUGAUAUCAAGGCGAGAAAGGCAGCAUUCGAGAAGGAGACUUUCAACUGCGGGGUCUGCCUCGAUCCCAAGAAGGGCUCGCUCUGCCACCGGAUGCUCGACUGCGGGCACGUUUUUUGUGUCGAGUGUCUGCAAGAUUUUUACAACAACGCCAUCAAGGAAGGAGACCUUGCGGCCGUCAGAUGUCUUGCGCCGAAUUGCGCAAAAGAGCGCUCAAAAGCGAUGUCCGCAUCAGGGAAGAAACGCAAGAAGCCCAGGACCUUCAUCAGCCCCAGCGAGCUGUUACAGAUCCCCUUAGAUCAGGAGACGGUUAAACGUUACGUGACGCUAAAAUACAAGACCGAGCUCGAGUCGGACAAAAACACCGUGUACUGCCCACGACCCUGGUGCCAUGGUGCCGCAAGGUCUAAGAAGCACAAGAAACCUCAGGGGCUCGACUUAGCCGAAGCCUCUGAUGAGUCGGGCUUAGAGGAGGAAGACGAUGAGGAUCACGCCGCGAGCGAGGGCAAGUCCGAAACGUACAAGCCGGCCGCUGAGCGUUUGGCCAUCUGCGAGGAGUGCAGCUUUGCUUUCUGCAGCCGCUGCUACCAGUCAUGGCAUGGCGAAUUCGUCCGCUGCACGCCGCGCCGCGACAAGGAGGAGCUCACCGCUGAGGAGCAGGCAUCGCUCGAGUACAUGAAGCUACACACUACACCGUGCCCUACCUGCGAGGCGCCUGCUCAGAAGUCGCAUGGUUGUAACCAUAUGAUUUGCUACCGGUGCCAGACUCAUUUUUGCUAUCUUUGCUCUGCUUGGCUGGACCCUGGUAAUCCAUAUCAGCAUUUCAACGAGAUGCCUAACGGGCGCGUCACUGGAUGUUACAUGCGAUUGUGGGAGUUAGAGAUGGGGGAUGGCGACGACGUCGGUUAUGAUUUCGCUGGCGGCCCGGGUGCGCCAGCAAGGGAAGUUGUCCCUGCGGCAGCGGUCGUCGACGUGCCCAUUGAGGACAUUAUCCAUGAGUUGGAGGAUUUUGGAGAGGAAGAAGUUCAGCCUGCUGCACCACAGCAGCAGGACCCGGUGCUGCGAAUCAACCGGCCGGGCCAGGCCGUGGAGGACAUGGGGCUAGAGAAGCCGCGCAUCAACCUGCUGUGGCGCCAGCAGCUCCUCCUAAUCGAGGAGGAGCGAGACCAGGACGAAAUCAGCCCAUGGCAAGAGGUGGAGGAGUACAGAGAGGGAACGGACGUCAAGGUCCAGUAG
This is a messenger RNA of Canariomyces notabilis, 1776 nucleotides long. RefSeq names its product RWD-domain-containing protein. The transcript has 3 exons. Bases 1 to 1776 code for a protein of 591 amino acids. Gene Ontology annotation, cellular component: ubiquitin ligase complex; cytoplasm. The record is from RefSeq and is a predicted model, not a curated record. NCBI's taxonomy places the organism in Eukaryota, Fungi, Ascomycota, Sordariomycetes, Sordariales, Chaetomiaceae. Gene Ontology annotation, biological process: protein polyubiquitination; ubiquitin-dependent protein catabolic process; positive regulation of proteasomal ubiquitin-dependent protein catabolic process. Gene Ontology annotation, molecular function: ubiquitin conjugating enzyme binding; zinc ion binding; ubiquitin protein ligase activity.